This is a messenger RNA of Prunus armeniaca (apricot), 837 nucleotides long. NCBI's taxonomy places the organism in Eukaryota, Viridiplantae, Streptophyta, Magnoliopsida, Rosales, Rosaceae. The record is from the annotation of a GenBank genome assembly.
AUGUUAAGAGUUUCUCAUCUGACACCAAUAGCGCCUCCAGCUCUCAGUGCUCUUAGACUAUCUCUGAGCCCCACUCUCAGCCUCCUUUCUCCUUCCAACGUUCACAAAGUCUCUACUUUUGCACAUUCUCAGACUUCUCUCUCCCUAAUCUUCAGACCCAGUUCCCUACAUUCCCCUUCUUUGAGCGUGAAGUGGGUUCUGCAGCGUAUGGUUGGCAAUCCAUGUCCCAAGAGUACAGCUUCGUUUAGUGCUGAAAGUAGCUCUGGAGAUGGAAGGGAAAUAUUGGUGCAGCACUUGCUUGUUAAAGAAGACAACCUUAAGCUUCUUGUAGAUCUCCAGCAGAGAGUUUCAGGAGGUGAAGACCUCAGUGAUCUUGCUGCGGAAUACUCAAUAUGUCCAUCCAAACAAGAGGGGGGAAUGCUUGGCUGGGUGAGGAAGGGGCAAAUGGUACCUGAGUUCGAGGAGGCUGCAUUUAAUGCAUCUUUGAAUAAAGUUGUAAGGUGCAAAACAAAAUUUGGGUGGCAUUUACUGCAAGUACUGUCAGAGAGGGAAGAAUCAGUACUCCAAGACAUUCAACCUGAGGAGCUUCAUGUGAAAAUGCAAGAUCCCAGUUUCCUAGAUGAGGCCCAGUUGAUUGAUGUUCGAGAACCUGAAGAAGUGGCGCAAGCUUCUUUGCUGGGUUUCCAGGUUCUUCCCCUUCGAAAAUUUGGAAGCUGGGGACCUGAAAUAACUAUGAAGUUUAAUCCUCAAAAGGAUACUUAUGUUAUGUGUCACCAUGGCAUGCGAUCAUUACAAGUUGCCAAGUGGUUGCAGACACAGAUACUACCUCAGUGCUGA